GGGGGCGACUCCUCUGGUCUGUUUGUACAGAAGUUUUGUAGUGUGGUGUUUAGUGUUUUCCUUUUGAUCUUGUUCAUCUGCAUCCUCCGCUGCUACUCCAUUUCAACUUCUUCCUGAACUAGUAAGGGUUCUAACAUGAGAAAUCCUAGAUGAACUUGCUUAUUUACUCUUAAUAUCGUUGGUUAUCAUUUCAGAUCAGACAUGCGACCCUCCCAUCUCCAGACAGCUAACAAGAACUAGCUAAACAACAACAUAAAUAUAAGCUAACGUCGUGCCAGCUAACAUUAGGUCCUAGAAACCCGACCGUCUUUAAGUACUUUUCUCACCAGUCCUCGAUCUCCUGCUCCCUUCUCCUGUCACUCGGGAACAAGAGAUACUUAAACUCCUCCACUUGGGGCAGGAACGCGUCUCUGACCUCGGCUGUGAACUGUUCCAGUGCGAGCUGGAGGCCAUUACCCAAUGAAGCCAACAGAAUCACGUCAUCUGCGAAAGGCAGAGAUAUCCUUAAGUCUUAAUUCAUCAUUUUAACUCACCAGGACUACUAGCUACUAAUCCAUACAAAACUGGCGACUUCAUCAACUGGCGGGUUACUGUGGCACCAGGGUACUGUUACACUGACAGAGUCAGAGAGACAGGGUUCAGUUCAGUUCUGUUGUUUACUGAAGCUGGACGGAAGCAGCUGUGCAUGGAGUGUAUAUGCUGUCACUGCCACAAUCCCUCUGGAUACACUUGUGGAGGCCCCUCCUGUCCUAAUGCCUUUACCGUAGGAACAUGACCCUCAACACCCAGAGAGAGAAGGAGCCCCUCCAAAGGCGAGGCAGCACUCCAGUUCAUCCCCUUUACCAGCAACCGCCUUGGAUCCCCAGCAGCACCCAACCCAACCCAGAGCAGCCCCGUCCCCAGCGCAACCACCCCCCUCUGGGACAGUCAGCGUCCUACCACCCUGGAGACAAGUCCCUCCAUUACCGUGCCCAGUGGAGUUCAGACUCUGAUGAUGACUCACAGAGUGAUUCGGACUGUGUUUACAGAGUAGUGUUGCUUGGUGAUCAUGGAGUCGGAAAGACUAGCCUCGCAGGAAUCUUUGCCGGGAUAACAGACAAGGAUGAACAACCUGGAGAAGACACAUAUGAGAGGACACUGACAGUAGAUGGAGAGGAAACCACGCUCAUCGUCAUGGACAACUGGGAGAACGACAAACUGGUUUCCUGUCAGGAGGGGGAGGAUGGCCCCUCUCACAAUGACUGUCUGAAGGUGGGGAGUGCUUACGUCAUCGUCUACUCGGUCACCGACCGCUCCAGCUUUGAUUCUGCUGCUGAGCUCCGCAUCACGCUCCGACGUACCCGCCAGGCCGAAAACCUUCCCAUCAUCCUCGUAGGAAACAAGAGUGACUUAGUCCGAUCGAGAGAAGUUGCUGUGGAAGAGGGCCGAGCAUGUGCAGUCGUGUUUGACUGCAAAUUCAUUGAGACGUCAGCGUCGCUUCAGCACAACGUGACCGAGCUAUUUGAGGGCGUGGUCCGACAGAUCCGCCUUCGUCGAGACAGCACCGAGGCCAUUCAACGCAGGCGCUCCGUUUAUAAACGGAAAGAGAGCCUCACUUGUAAGGCCCGGCGCUUCCUGGACCGACUGGUGGCACGUAACAACCAGCGCAUGGCAGUGAAAGUGCGGUCCAAGAGCUGCCACGACUUGGCCGUUCUGUGAAUUUGUCCGCCAGCAAGUUUUUUGACUCACUAGAGCUCUCUCUGGUCGUGAUAAUAAGGACGUUAGAGUCUCCGGUGAUUCUAACGCGCAGCGCCAGACAAGUUCAGCAGUGAACUACAUCAGACAGUAACAUAGUUACUAUGAUCCUGUUGAUCAUGUUUGAGCAUCUGGUGUUAACAUUUGUGGAACUAUAACAGCAGAUGACUUAAAUAUUGAGAUACCAAACAGUUAAGUGUUCAAUGUUCAUUGUGAGAGUGUGUUCAGUGUGUGUGGAUCAUGUAAUGUAGUUUCCACUGUGUCGCUUGUGUUGUUUUCCUGAGGUUUUGACUGUUUUUAGUUCCCCACUGUGCAGAAUAAAGUCUUAAUUAAGUCUUAAAGGAAUAGUAAUCUCAAAAUCACAUUUUUCACAAAGAACAUGAUAUUGAUAUGUUAUUAUUUAUGAUGAUGCCAUAUUUGUUUCCAAGUUAACUGCUUUUUUGAAAAUUAUUUGAAUUUACUAACUGCUUUUUGUGUCUAUUUUUAAAGGAUGCAUGUGGCCACUGUGCCAUCAACUCAGACUGUCACUUGGUUUUUGAAACCAGUGAUGUCCGUAGUUAGAAAAUGGAGUGCUAGACAGCUUAGUUAACAAGCUACAAGACAUGUAGCAUCAUAGCACAGAUGUAGAUUCCUGCUGAUUUGAGUUUUCACUCACCAACUCAACAGCACCCUACUGAAUAGGGUGUAGUCUUAUUAGACAACAAUCAAUUCUACCGGAAAUUUAAAAGCCUCCGACAGGACACCAACACUGCAAACAUGGUGAAGAAGUCAAUUUCACUGACUUGAAUGAGAAGAGCUGUGGUGUGAAAACGGAUACCAGAUAUUGCCUGUGUUGGUACACCUCAACUUUAAGCCCUAAAAUUGAAAAGGAUUUUUUUAAAAUCAUCUAACCACCAUGAAUGGUGGAUGGAUGAUUGGCAUUUUAAGCGCCAAUCUCCGGAUUUGCUUCUUAAUACCUGAAAUUUGUUCAGAAUUUGGCUCUUCUGCUUUCUCAUCUAAUAUAAGCUGCUAACAUUAGCAAUUUCAGCUAACUAGCGUAAGCCAAGCACUGGCGCAUCAUAAACUAACAUUAACUAACAUUUUGUUGGGUUACAGGUUAAAUUUGAAAAAGCAAAGGACACACACACACACAGUGUACGCAGUUUCAUAUUUGUUUUCAGAGUGUACAGUUUCAUUUAUUUUGAAAUAUACUAGUUAAAUAUUCUCAUCCGAUUUAUUCUUUCCCUCCAGUUAAAAUCUUUUCUCUGCAGGAGACCCAGGGAUCAAAUCUGUGUUUCACUUCACAUAAACACACUGUCAGGCCUGCUGGAUAUUUACUGUUGUCUUGGUGAGCUGUGGCCCAUUGAAGAAGAGUUUGUUUACUGAGAGGUCGCCAUGACGACACAGUCACAUCUUGACAUCUCUGUAUGGUUGACAUAAAGCAGGUGAGUGUUUGGGAUGGUGACUUUUUAUGGGAUUGAACCUAACAUCUACCUGCUGGAAACACACAGUACUUACAGCAACUCCCAGUUUCCACUGUUAAAAUAUGAAUGUUGUGAGCACAAGUAAGACAGACAUGAAGGAUUAUGAAUAUGCAACCAACACGGAUGUACCUGCAUGCAAGCCUCCAAAAAAAUAUAUGAUUGGUUGAAAAGCAGGUUGUAAUGGAGAGAGAGCAACAACAAAGACAAAAACAAUAUUUUACUUCAGGAGCUAAUUUAAGGGAUCGGUUGUCCCACAUAUUUUGACACUGCCCCCUGGUGACAGUGCACAGCUACUACACAUAGACUAAGGCCUGAAAAACUCUAACAGGCCACAUACAGCCCACUUUGAUCAUCUUUUUCUACACGAUAAAUAAAAGCCUGCUGUGACAAAUCAAAACAUCUGUCAGCUUGACUCUUUGGACUUACAUUGUAAUAAAAAAAAUAAAAUUACAGAAAUAGUUCCUGCAGCUAAUUGCCCAGACUGUCCAGUUUGUUGUUGUUGUUUUUUGUCUUUUUUUAACUGUACUCAUAAAAAAUGAAUUUUACAGUAAAAAGUGAACAAGAUAAAUUUUUCUGUUUUUCACAAAGUUACAGAGGUUUUAUUAUACAAAUAGCUAAGCGUUUUGCGGUUUGACAUAAUUUGUAAAAGUUGAAAUUUCCUUGAAAUUGAAUUGCAAAAUUUUUUUGUCAGAGGCGGAAAAACAAAAAACAGUGGCCAACAUCACUGUACACAACAGUAGAGUGGUAAUAAGCAAGCAAAUAAUGCAUGAAAUCGAGAUCUCUUAUGGAAAACUGGUCUCAAAGCAAACAGAGAGCUAUGCAGGAAGUGCACUUUUUAUCAUGGUCAAAUUCAGGUAAUUCAUUACAAUGUUUUUCAAACGUGAAGUGUAGUUGUGGUCUUCUUUUGCUGUUGGUUCGCACUUUGUGUUUACAUAUUUUUGUAGAAUCUGUUUGGACUUUAAUUGUUUGCUGUUUUAGCUGUUCAGCGGUUGUUGAAAUGGUUUUGUGAGCUUUUAGCUGAUAUUCUGACAUUUCUGUCAAUACCACACAUGUCUAUAUUUAAAUAACAGAUCCAGCAGUAUAUCGUGUUAAACCAGAUGUUCUCCCUCUCGCCUCAGAGAGGUACAGAGAUUGGGGUUCAACAGGUUAAUUGUUUAUUGCUUAAUUACUUUGAAUAGUAUGAAUAACCAUUGGGAAGUUUUUUAUAAGUAGGAAAAGCUGAAAACUUAUGAAAAUACAGUUAAAAGUCCAAAAUGUGCUUGUUUGUGAUGAGCAGCAGAUCAAGCAAAUUAAGAAUUAAAAAUGGCUUCAAGCGCACAUUCAGGCCUGUGAGACUAAUUUAAACACUCAGACACUGAGCCAUGGCUCUGUGCUACAUGCACACAUUUCUGCAUCUCUGCUACUCAAAGCAGGGCUGAAGAUUCGGUUCCCAGAUACCGACAGGUCAUUAAUAACUGACAUAUGAAAUUAUCAUGCAGGAUGGAUAUAAGUCUAUCGUACAGGGCCAUAUGUUUGACACCUCUGAACUUCACCGUCUCAGCGACAUAUAUUCAACUCCUUUAAUCAGGUUUUACUGUAAGAUUUACUAAAAGAUUUAAGCUUAAAAAAUAAAACUUAAAAAUUAGGUUGCUACACAUUGUCAUAUUUCUAAAUAUUGGCCAUUCAAAGGAAGGUUUUAGUUAUAUUUUUUAACUGUGACUCAUGCAAAGCUACUCUUGUGGUGUUCCAGAAUAAAAGGAUGGCACUAGAGUAGGUCAUUUUAUCACACCAAAGGCAAUUUUCAUUGAAUCAGUUCAAGUCAAUUCAGUUUUAUUUAUACAGCACCAAAUCACAACAACUGUCACCUCUGGUUGUUUUAUACCAUAAGGUAAAGACCCUAUGACUGAGCACUUUGCAAUAGUAGGAAGG
Haplochromis burtoni (Burton's mouthbrooder) is the source of this 5105-nucleotide messenger RNA. It is a transcript of the gene rem1, whose product is annotated as RAS (RAD and GEM)-like GTP-binding 1. Gene Ontology annotation, molecular function: GTP binding; GTPase activity; calcium channel regulator activity. The transcript is spliced from 7 exons. Gene Ontology annotation, cellular component: plasma membrane. The coding region runs from base 772 to 1698 and encodes 308 amino acids. The record is from RefSeq and is a predicted model, not a curated record. Gene Ontology annotation, biological process: negative regulation of high voltage-gated calcium channel activity. NCBI's taxonomy places the organism in Eukaryota, Metazoa, Chordata, Actinopteri, Cichliformes, Cichlidae.